UAGGACCUGCAAAGGCCUGACCUGUCGGGCAAGCGUGCCCACUGGCUGACCACCCUCACCAAACUUCUGAUGUCAAACCUGUUUCUUUCAAUGGUAUGUUUCUGCCAAUCUGCUGAAGAAUGAUGGGAAGCUUACCCAGCAGAAGGAAAAGCCUGUGCAGCCCAAGCUCCAGCUCCAUUUCCUCUGGUCCAGGCCAGGGACCUGUAUCUACACAAGCAGAGAGAAACAAGGUCACAGCUGUGGCCCUGGGCAGCUUCCCGGCGGGUGAGCAGGCUGGGCUAUCUCUGAGACUCGGGGAGCCACUGACCAUCAUCUCUGAGGAUGGAGACUGGUGGACAGUGCUGUCGGAAGUCUCUGGCAGAGAGUAUCACAUCCCCAGUGUGCAUGUGGCUAAAGUCUCCCACAGGUGGCUGUUUGAGGGCCUGAGCCGGGAGAAAGCUGAGGAGCUACUCCUGUUGCCUGGGAAUCCCGGAGGGGCCUUCCUCAUCAGAGACAGCCAGACCAGGAGAGGCUGCUAUACCCUGUCCAUCCGACUCAGCCGCCCUGCAUCUUGGGACCGGAUCAGACACUACAGGAUACAGCGUCUUGACAAUGGCUGGCUGUACAUCUCACCCCGCCUUACCUUCCCCUCACUGCAGGCCCUGGUGGAACAUUACUCUGAGCUGGCAGAUGACAUCUGCUGUGUCCUCAGGGAGCCCUGUGUCCUGCAGAAGCUUGGCCCACUACCUGGCAAAGAUACACCUCUACCCAUGACCGUGCCAAUGUCAUCACUCAAUUGGAAAGAGCUGGACAGCAGCCUCCUGUUUUUGGAAGCACCUCCCCCUGGGGAGGCAUCUCUUCUCAGCGAGGGGCUCCGAGAAUCCCUCAGUUCCUAUAUCAGCCUGACUGAAGAGAACUCCUUGGAUGAUGCCUAUUCUGAAAGCAGAAAGCCAAAGGGGAAACAAGGCUGUGGCACCUAGAACUCCUACCUUGGCCCCACAGCUCCUAGAGGCUAUGAAAGCAGAGGGCUUAGGUGUGGGGCCCAAGCACACUCAGGGCCACACCUGGACCAUCUGCUUCUUUCUCUCUGGAUUCUAGGAAGUCAUUUAUCUUCUCCGACCCCCAACUACAACUUCUAGUCCAUGUGGAGCACAGUUCAAAGCAGGGCCAGGCCUCUACAGACAGAUUACUUAUAAGGUCUAAUAAGUCAGUUCCU
This is a messenger RNA of Psammomys obesus (fat sand rat), 1195 nucleotides long. RefSeq names its product Src like adaptor 2 (gene Sla2). Gene Ontology annotation, molecular function: protein binding. Lineage: Eukaryota; Metazoa; Chordata; Mammalia; Rodentia; Muridae. The coding region runs from base 120 to 959 and encodes 279 amino acids. The record is from RefSeq and is a predicted model, not a curated record. The transcript has 8 exons.